UCAGGAUCUAACUUUAACCUGGUAUAACGAAGUUGAACAUGGUUUAUAAACAAUAGUAUAUAUUUGUCAUAUCCAGCUGGAGUAGAAAAGUAAAUCUCUUCCAUUUCUCAAAUUCAUAGAAAUUGGUCCGUUAGAGAAUAAAACUUGUACAAGCUAUCACAUGUCUAAGUAGUCAGUAAAACAAAUCGGAUUCCAUUAUCAUAAAUUUUCUCAAAAUAAAACAAUUAAACGUCAUCUUCGUUGAUUAUAAAUCAGUGAAUUCCAGAUGAUGUGGAUUGUCAACACGUGUAUUUGCGUUCAUUUGCAUAUGGGUAUCUGUCCAUGUGAGAAAGAAAUCGUAUGAGGAGAAAUUCAAUUUUCAUUCCAGUCCAAAGCAAUUGGUGAUUCACUGGUUCUAGACACGGAAACCACUUGAACAAAAGCUUCUUUGGUCCCUUUCCUAAGCAGUUAUAACUUUCAGCAAUUUCUUCACAGUUGUACUCAAAAGUGUUCAGUUCUAGCAAAGUGUCUGAAGAUGAAGGUCAAGUUUUCAUACUACACAAUUCACAGUCUAUCAACCGUAUACCUAAAACCUUAACACUCAUCCUUUACAUCCAAAAUAAAUGAGCAAGAAAUGUAAGAAGGAGAAAAGUGUUUAUCAUGGCGAAUCUAUUUUGUCCUACUUUAUUCGAGAUGAAGGCUGUAAACAACCGGCACAAACUGUAAGCCCACCUAGUGUAGAAACAUGUGUUCCUGUAUCUCAGAACAUUUCGUCAAUCGAAACGAAAUCUAGAAAAUGCCCGUUUUAUAAAUGGAUUCCAAGUACACCAAUUACUGUUGAUGCAUUUUGUUACAAUGAUAUUCCUGGAUGUACUUGCUACUUUCUUUCUCAUUUCCAUUCUGAUCAUUUUAAAGGAAUUCACAAGAAUUUCAAAGGACAUAUUUACUGCAGUGAGGUAACAAAAAAUCUUUUGAGAGAUACUUAUGGUCCGAAGCUGCUUAUUAGCGUUCUUGAGUUGCAUAAAUGCACUAAAAUUUGUGAUGUAGAAGUAACGGCUUUAGAUGCAAACCAUUGUCCUGGCUCCUUGAUGUUCCUGUUCCAUUUGCCGUUGAAGCGGAAAACUUAUCUACAUACAGGUGAUUUUCGUUAUACACCAGAAAUGUUGGCUUCUCCGAGUUCAUUGACAAGUUAUUUGAAAGAAGAAAAUGCUAAGGACACUUUGGUACCGAAAAUAGAUUCAGUGUUUUUGGAUACAACAUAUUGUUCCUCUCAGUAUGACUUCCCUACACAAGAAAAAGUAAUUCACGCAGCAUUGGAAAUCACUCGUCAAUACCUGACGAAGGAUCCUACUACCUUGGUUAUUUGUGGAAUGUAUUCGAUCGGCAAAGAACGAUUUGUUCAUGGUCUUGCCUCUGAAUUAAACUUACUUGUUUGGUUGCCAAGAAAUCAAAGUCGUUUGGUGAAACUGGCUGCCCAAGGUGGUUGUAUUAUAUGUCAAAAACUACUUCAGUGUGUCGUUGACAAUCCCCACCAAGCUCAACUUCAUGUUUUACCUAUGCAGCAGUUGAAUUUGACAGGUCUUGUCCAGCACCGGAACAAAAUGGGUGAUCGAUUACCGAGUGAUCCCUUUCACAAAUCAUCUAGUCACUCUAAAUUACGGCCUGUUUUAGGUUGGCGCCCGACUGGUUGGUCCCAUCGGCAAUCAAGCAAAAGUCAAACGUCGAUAGUACCUUCGCCUAGUGGUGUUGUUCUGGAACGCAAGCAGGGAGACAUUCAUAUAUUCGGUGCACCGUACAGUGAACAUAGUAGUUUCCUGGAACUGAAAGAAUUCAUCACACGUCUUCGUCCUCUACGUGUACAACCUACAGUUUUCGGUAAAUCAGUCAAUUCAAUGAAAGAUAUAGUGAAUAGCUGGUUGAAAUAAUGGAACAAAAGUUGCUAUCUUAAAAUUUCUUGACCUGAUUUCAUCAACUAACUUGUAAAGAUUGUAUUUUUUUUAAAUCGUGAAUAAAAACUUUUUAUGUGG
This is a messenger RNA of Heterobilharzia americana, 2006 nucleotides long. Lineage: Eukaryota; Metazoa; Platyhelminthes; Trematoda; Strigeidida; Schistosomatidae. The record is from the annotation of a GenBank genome assembly.